GUCGAAGCUUCACCAAGAGGGCUGUCAACACAGUCCAGCAAACCUCAAGACCCGACUCAAUGGCCCGUAGCAAGGAACUCGUACCCGGCGUGGGGCGCCUCUCUCGCUCCCAAGUCUUCGCCCGCCGUGGUCUCUACAAGGGCCUCAAAAAAUCCGAGAAGCCCGCAGCGCCGGAGGUUGCAGAGACCAAGGAGAAGGAGAUCGGUGGGGAGAAGAACGGUGGAAAGCGUGUUAUCCCGGUCGCGAAGGCGCCGCGAUUCUACCCCGCUGAGGACGUCCGCCAGCCCAAGAAGAGCCGGAAGUCGCCCAAGCCCACGAAGCUGCGCUCAUCCAUCACCCCUGGCACUGUUCUCAUUCUGCUUGCGGGUCGCUUCCGGGGGAAGCGCGUCGUAUUCUUGAAGCAGCUGGAGAGUGGUCUGCUAUUGGUGACCGGUCCCUACAAGGUCAACGGUGUGCCCCUUCGCCGGGUCAACCAGGCCUAUGUCAUUGCAACGUCAACGAAGAUCGAUCUCGCUGAAUUCAAGGCCGACGAAAAGAUCAACGACGCGUACUUCGCAAAAGCCGCUGCUAAGGGCCCCCGCUCGGCAGAAGCAGAGUUCUUCUCUGAGGGCAAGCCUAAGGAGAAGGAGGCCUUCCCCGAGUCGAAGGCGGCCGACCAGAAAGCGGUUGACGCUGCUGUAAUCGCUGCCGUCAAGAAGACGGAGAACCUCAACAAGUACCUCAAGGCGAGCUGGGGUCUGUCGAAGGGUCAGUUCCCUCACCAGAUGGCUUUCUGAGGGUAGUACUGGUUCGGGGACGCGGCGCAGGGGUGCGGGCUUUUAUCGCAGAGCGGCAGAUAUCUCGUUCACUUAGGCUAUGACUACGAUAUGCUAUGUAGCAUCAUAUGAUCUCUCUUUCUCGCAGAGAAUGGGCAGGGACGGAUGGCCACUCGUUCUUGUUUGUGUAUCAUAUAACGCCAUGAAUAUCCUUUGCGAAUGAACGAUUCGAAUGCUCGCUUC
This is a messenger RNA of Postia placenta MAD-698-R-SB12, 998 nucleotides long. RefSeq lists its product as hypothetical. The record is from RefSeq and is a predicted model, not a curated record. The transcript has 3 exons. Gene Ontology annotation, biological process: ribosomal large subunit assembly; cytoplasmic translation. The coding region runs from base 60 to 776 and encodes 238 amino acids. Gene Ontology annotation, molecular function: structural constituent of ribosome; RNA binding. Gene Ontology annotation, cellular component: ribosome; cytosolic large ribosomal subunit. NCBI's taxonomy places the organism in Eukaryota, Fungi, Basidiomycota, Agaricomycetes, Polyporales, Adustoporiaceae.